AUGGGGGUGCACGGCCUGACGAGUUUCGUGGAAGGAAACCGGCAGUUCUUCACCGAUCUAAAGCUGAGAAACACCCACCUCGUGAUCGACGGCUGCAGCCUGUAUUUCCGUCUGUACUUUAACACUGGCUUGGACCAGACGAGGGGAGGAGACUAUGAUGCAUUUGCUAAAGUGGUGCGGUGUUUUUUCGCCGCACUGUCCUCAUGCGGCGUGAGUCCAUUCGUGGUUUUAGACGGCGGGAUGGACGAGACCGAUAAGAAGUUCAGAACUCUGCAGGACCGAGCUCAGAGCAAAAUACACGAAGCCCAUUCCCUGUCCCGAGGACAUCGCGGAAGCGUUCUGCCCCUGCUCACACGUGAAGUCUUCAGACAGGUCCUCUGCGAGCUUGGUGUACCCUUGGUGCAAUGUAUCGCUGAAGCCGACUUCGAGAUCGCCUCUCUGGCACGUGAGUGGCGAUGUCCGGUCCUGACCAAUGACAGCGACUUUUACAUCUUUGACUUGUGUGGUGGUUACCUCCCAAUGACGUUCUUCGAGUGGGAGAAUGUCUGCGGUUCGGCGUCGGAGUGUUACAUCCCUGCCCGUCGAUUCACCGUGAACCGCUUUUGCUCACAUUUCAACCACAUGAACAAGCAUCUGCUGCCGCUGUUUGCCGUCCUCACCGGUAACGACUACACGAACGCAAAAACCACAGAGAUGUUCUUCAGCCGGGUGGAAUUACCAGUGGUACCAAGACGGAGGGGAAGUCAAUCGAACCCCCGGAUCGAAGGCUUUUUGCUCUGGCUGUCAGCAUUUACCAACCCUGUGGCUGCACUGGAGGAAGUGUUGGAGAUCAUGCGAGGCAAGCAGAACCUCCGAAAGCAGCUGACAGCAGGGAUUCAGGAUUAUCAGCUUCCAGCUACCAGCAGUCUGGCCCAGUUCUUCUCAAACAGUCAGGUUCAACCGUUUGAUCCCUUGAAGCUUCCACCAGCUUUGAUGUCGCAGCCAGAGUGGCUCAUGAGACGGCUCAUAUCAGGCAGUCUGCCCCCUCUGGUGUUGGACGUUCUGGUGCUCCGGAGAGCCCUUUUGACACCUCAGGUCGAGAAUAGCCGUCUGCCUAGUAGCCACAAUGCCUCAGUGAACAUUCGCAAGAUGAUCUAUGGCUUGCUCCUACUAAGGAACGCAACGCAGGGUAAUGCUGGUCGUGGACAGAGGGCCAGAGGAAGAGGAGGGAUGAAGAGGGGGGCGAUGACUGAACAGGCUCAGGGUUUGAGCGCCCCAUGUUUUGUUGAGGAGUACGACAGGAUUGAGCUGGAUCUCAGAAGAACUGCGGUGGAGGCUCAGCUACCCACACAUCACCCACAGCUGAACCUGAACACUUUAGACCAGGUGGCCGUUCCCGUGAGACGCAGCGCGUUGUUGGGAACUCUGGGGGUGACGGAGCAGGCGCUGCAGAUCGUAGAUCCACAUCUCCAGCUGCCUGUGUGUGUGACGUAUUUCUGGGCGCAUUCGUCCACACCGAAGCCCAGCCGCUCGCUGCUCCAGGGUGUGCUGCUUGGGCUGGUGUAUGGUGAACUCUGCAGAAGCAACACCAUGUUUGGAGGUCCCCCUACUCCCUUUAUCUGCCAGAGAUUAGACCAAAUGAGAAUGAACUCUGCUCAGAGGAGGGGUGUAGACUUGGGCGUGGCUCAUUCUCUUAGCCAAUGGCAGUCUUGUAUGUGGGCCGGGACUUACCUGAACCAGCUGCUGUGUUUCCCACUCUCUGAGCCUCGGUGUGCCUGGCUGUUCAGUGGUACUUUGCUGCAUGGGUUAGAGGCUGCACUGAGAGGAGGUCAUCAGGCGGAGUCUUUGCUGGCUGGGGCUCCUGUUGCACUGCAGCUCUACUCAACGCUGCUUGGCGCCAUACAGGGUUCCGUUUUCCAGGACCAGUCUGCACAACACACUGCGCCGUUUCCAGCAGCAGGACCCAGCAGGCAGAGAGGGCAGGGUAGAGGGCAGGGUAGAGGGCAGGGUAGAGGGCAGCGUGGUACUGGUGGUAGAGGCAGGCACAACAGGCGUGGGGAGGGACACGCUGGGGGUUUGUAUAACAUGUUUGGUAUGCUCACCUGUGAGGAUGAGCUGGAUCAGUACUGA
Molecule: messenger RNA, 2109 nt
Organism: Ictalurus punctatus (channel catfish)
Lineage: Eukaryota; Metazoa; Chordata; Actinopteri; Siluriformes; Ictaluridae
Gene: aste1b
Product: asteroid homolog 1b
Exons: 4
Coding region: 1-2109 (702 amino acids)
Source: RefSeq, a predicted model, not a curated record